Rhizophagus irregularis DAOM 181602=DAOM 197198 is the source of this 890-nucleotide messenger RNA. NCBI's taxonomy places the organism in Eukaryota, Fungi, Glomeromycota, Glomeromycetes, Glomerales, Glomeraceae. The record is from RefSeq and is a predicted model, not a curated record.
AAAAAAAAAAAAAAAAAAAAAAAAAUCCUAACGCCUAAGUUUAAGGGAAUUCUAUUAUCAUGGAACUAAACAAUAUUGAUCAAUCUAUCUGUCAGCCAUCUAAAUACUUUCAGACCACCUUGGCUCCAAAUACACAUCAAGAUCUUACCCAGCUUUCUUUUACAAACAGCAUGAAAAGCAACGGUUAUAAAGCUUACGAGACGACUGGACACAAGUUGUCUUAUUACUCACCAGAAUAUGACCAUGUCAUCGCGUCUCACCACCACCAUCUCAAAGCGAAAAGUCAUCGCGUCACGAAGGCUGCUACCCAAGAGGCAAACGACAAACCCUUUAAAUGUACAGUACCUGGUUGUAUCAAGUCUUAUAAGAAUCCAAACGGUCUAAAGUAUCACACUGAACAUGGACAUCGGUCCGCUCUAUCAGACACGGAGGAAAAGAAGCCGGUUAUUAAACCCUAUAGGUGUAGUUACCCUGAAUGCGAAAAACGAUAUAAGAAUCCAAAUGGACUAAAAUAUCACCUCGAACAUGCACAUCCUUCACAUCCUUCACAUUCCUCACAUCCUUCCAUAAUUCAUCGAGGAUAGGAUAGAUUGUGUCAAAGGAAAAAAAAAAGCAAAGCAGGAUGAAUCAUCAACAUAAAGUUGGCUUUCUUGAUCCUGCAUUUUUCAUUAUUUGUGUUGUUUCUCCAUAGAUUGGAUUUAGCAAGUUCAAUAAAUUUUAUAGGAACAUUUGGAAAAUAAGCAAUGCAAGUCAUUGCAAUUUAAUAAUUCAACAUAGUCCAUUUCUUUUAUCUGUUUUUUUUCCUUUUUACUUUUAUCUGUCACGAAUUUUAUUUGGAAUUACUUUACUUAAUUCCUGGUUUUCGUGAAUCUGUAUAUUCCUUUCUUUGC